This is a messenger RNA of Clonostachys byssicola, 6267 nucleotides long. The record is from the annotation of a GenBank genome assembly. Lineage: Eukaryota; Fungi; Ascomycota; Sordariomycetes; Hypocreales; Bionectriaceae.
AUGACUUCUUAUGAAAUUGAUUAUGUCAAUAGCGACAGCGAUGUUGAUGCUGUCGUGAUUGAUCGCGAUGAUGUUAGCAAUUACAACCCGGAGCAGAUCCUCCCUCAGCCCGCGGAGAUCAUCCAAAAAAUCCGGGCAUGGCUCCAGCCAACCUCAUACGAUAUUGCGGGCGGAGAAUACCGCAAGCACCUGGCCUCUCAUGUCUCGGGGACGGGAUCCUGGCUUACAGAAAGCGACACAUACAAGCAAUGGUUGGAGGACGACAGUCACGGAUUGCUUUGGAUCAAAGGCAUCCCAGGUUCUGGAAAGUCUGUCAUGGCAGCGAGCCUCAUCGACGGGUUUGCGAAAGCCAGCCCAGGCUCCCCCGUUGUAUUUUUCUUUUUCCGUCAAAUUAUUGAAGCGAACCACCAGCCUGAGGCUCUGCUGCGAGAUUGGAUGGACCAGAUCUUGACUUAUAGUCCGCCUCUGCAAAAGAAACUCAAUGAUUAUUUGGAGUCUCGCAGAUCAAUCGAGAGUAUUUCAAUGGAGGAUAUGUGGAAAGAUCUUUAUAUGGCGUUCUCCGGAUUGUCUAAGAGGGUUUUCUGCGUAGCUGAUGCGCUCGACGAAAUGGACAAAGGCAAUGAGUCCUUUUUACAGGCUCUGGCCACCUUGGGCAAAUGGAACCCUCAGAAAGUCAAAGUCUUGAUCACAAGCCGCCCAGUUCCAACGAUUGAAGGGCCGCUGAGAGCCUUCCAGUCCUCCUGCCUUCAAAUCCGACUGCAGGAGAACAUGGUGGACAUUGACAUUGCGACAUUUGUUCAGUUUUCCCUGUCGCGAUCCACGAUCCCACAGGCCGACUGGAAGACGAUCAUGGACGCUGUACCUGGUCGAGCCAACGGGCUGUUUCUCUAUGCAAAGCUUGCAAUGGACGCCUUUCUCGAGCCGGGUGCUGAUGUGAAAGCCGUUCUUGGCCAUCUACCUGCUGAUUUGAACGUGCUCUACACUGACCUCUUGAAAGAGCACUCCAGGCGGUCGGGUAUAGCCGACAGUGUGCAGCGUUUGAUCCUGCAGGCUGUGACUCAUUCUACACGGCCUCUUAGGCUUCUGGAGCUCGCCGAGAUGAUCAAGGCUAACAAUCCGGACGGGAAAGAGAGAGAUCUCAAAGCCACCAAGGAUCUGAUCCGGGCUGCGUGCGGGCCGUUGCUCGAGAUCUUGGCGGAUGAAACUGUCUCUGUCAUUCAUCAUUCAUUUACGGAAUACCUGAAGGGCACCACUCGGCCUGGUGGUUCUGGGUAUCCGGUUUUGGAGAUGGGCCCAACUCAUGCCCAGUUGGCGAUUGCAUGCUUGCGGUAUUUGACUUCUGGAAGUCUGAAGUCCAUUGUAGUAGAAGAGGAGGAAUAUAACGGAGAUUCCGACGGCGACUGGUAUAGAUCUCGCAACAAGGUCCCGAAAGAGGAGAUCCAACAGAGAUUGAAACAUCCCUUCUUCGAGUAUGCUGCCGUCAAUUGGGCGCAUCACAUUCGCAGAUCCGAAGCAGCUAAGCAGGAUCAGACGGAGGUCCUCGUGUUGGUCCGGGAAUUCUUGGACAAUGAGAGAGACAUGAAGGCAUGGCUCCAAGCCAAAUGGAACGCCUCAUCUCGAGGAGCUACACAGGGAGUCACCAAGAUCCAUAUAGCUGCCAAGCUUGGCCUAUGCUCUUACCUCAAGGAAAUCAUCCAAACAAUGGAGCCAGAUGUGCCGGACUCGACUGGCAGAACACCUCUAUGGUGGGCAGCCCGCGAAGGUCACGAAGAAGCAGUCCAUGAGUUGAUCAAGGCCGGUGCAAACCCUGACCAACCUGAAUCCGUACGUGGGUUGAAGCCUCUACACGAAGCCGCCAACUUGAACCAUCACGCAGUCGUUCGCGCGCUUCUCGAGGCUGGCGUAGACCCCCUAACUCCUAAAACCAUGGAGAAUCCAGGCAGGAGAUGCGGGAAUGCUCCUAGAACUGUUGGGCAUACCCCCCUUAUGUAUGCCUGCCAGAAUGGACACCUCGAAUCCGUGGACGCAUUCCUACCCUUCCUCAAGGACAUUGACACCGCCCACCGUGCUUUAGCAUGGUCAGCCAGUGAAGCUAAGUCAAAGGUUGUUGCUAGAAUUCUUCAGCAUCCAGGAAUUGAUGUCAACGCCAAAGUCCGUGGAAAUACGGCUCUCUAUUUAGCCUGCGGUACCUCCGAUGUUGAGACUAUCAGGUGCCUUUUGGAGGCUGGUGCGGAUCCUCGCGUUCAAAGCCUAGAUAGUGGUGACGAGUUUAACAGGAAUUCGUACUAUGUUCCCUUUGGGGGAGAGAAGCAGAAUCCCAACAGAAACAACUGUCUGCAUCGUUUGUGUGGUUCUGGACGUCGUGGAUACAUGGACGACAAUAGGAACACCGAUGAUCUGCAAACCAUAUUCUCGCUCUUGAUCAAUGCAGGCGCCGACAUCAAUUCCCGGGAUCCGUCCGGUCAGACGCCUCUCCACAACGCAGUGUCUUCUCCGGUGUUAAUACGACUGCUUCUUCGGGCCGGAGCUGAUGCCAAUGUAACCGAUAACUCAGGAAUCGCACCAAUCCACCUCGUCAAAUCGAUGGACUCCAUGGUGAUACUGAUCGAGGAAGGCCAUGCCGACAUUGACCUAGCCCAGAAGGAUGGGAAGACACCUCUCCUCAACAUGGUCUCUACCUACCAUGUUGAAAACACAUUGAAGUUCCUCGAGUACGGGCCUGACAUCAACGCUACUGACCGUGAAGGUGACGGGGUAUUACACGUUGCACUCAAGCAGUGGAAUACGGGCGCGGACGUGCUUAAGGCUCUGCUCAAAGCUGGUGCUAACCCCAACGCAAAGAACAAGGCCGGGCUCACGCCUCUCCUCUCCAAGCGCGGGGAUUUCAAACCUCAGUUGCUGGAUAUACUCAUCGAAGGAGGUGCUGAUGUCAACGCGACCGAUCGACAGGGGAGGACUGUACUUUUCAACGUCCUAGGUGAUUUUAUUAGUGGCUCUGACGGAAAGUACGAGCAUAUCACGCAGGUCGUUGAGAGGGGCUUUUCGAUACAUCACCGCGACUGGAAGGGCCGUACUCUUUUGCACGAGGCAGUUUUACUCCACGACGCAAAUCGCGUCAGGCCUAGUCAAAACUUACAGUUCGACUUUGUUCAUGGUUUAGGGCUUGAUGUGCAUGCUGUUGACCAUGAUGGAAACGGCCUGCUGCACGAGCUAGCGAUGCGUUCUGCCAACCAUGAAUCAUAUUCGGGGCCCCCCUUGGUAUCACUGUGGGAGCGUCUUCUCGAGUUGGGUCUGGAUUUGGAGCAGACGAAUCAUGAUGGUCUCACUCCCUUGCAUAUUCUCUGCUCUGCCAACACCUCCUCGUCACGAUUCGAGCAAGGCGUGAUCAUGCCGAUCGACUUUGUGAUUUCGGGAACCAAGGACCUGGAUAGGAUCGAUAACCUCGGCGCCACAGCCUUACAUCGGGCUGUGAUCCAUGGGGAGCUGUACUCGAAGAAGCUUCUCGACGCUGGGGCAGAUCCUGCCAAGGCCACGCACGAAGGGUUGACCCCAUUGCACAUUGCCUCUCGCUGCAGGCAAAGUAAUGUAGUCGGGCUACUAUUAGACGAGUUGAGGAAACGAACACCGUCGUCAGAUUCUGCUGUCCUUGGGGUGAAUGCUGCUGCCCCGUCUAAAAACAAUCUCAACCUGCCUCUCUACUACGCUUGCCUAUCCGGGAGGCCAGAGACCGUGUCGCUUCUCUUCGAUGCCGGAGCUGAUCCCAAAAAGGCCAUGGUUCUUUCUGCUUGCGCCUCUUUUGAGGACGAGGAUCAGUUGUGGAACACCGCUUGUCAGGAAGACGAUAUUUUCAAAGAUCAGCUUCCUCUUCGCUUGAAGGACACGAGGCGGAUCCCGACACGGGGAGAUCGAUACGGCAAUGCUAGUGGUCUGAAGGACGAUGAAACAACCAGAUUAGAAGAGAUCCUGGAAAUGUGUGCGAACAAUGGCCUUGGGGAGGAUGACUUCAAGGAACUCGAUCCACGUUUCCACAAAAGUGGUUACAUCGGCGAAGCCUUCAAUAAGGGGCAUGACUACACCGCAAUCUGCCUAACCGCCAUUCGGGCCAAGAACCCUGCUCCAACUGUCGAAAACGAUGAAAAAGCAGCACCCUCGGUUGGUACAGGGAGGGUAGAGGAAAUAUUACACAACUCAUCGAGGGAGGCUAGACUCCAGAGUCUAGGCGCCUCAGGCAUGCUUCAGCCUGAUAAGAUUAACCAACAUCACUUUUUGUCAUUCUUGAGACGGAAGGAGUGGAAGUUUAUUGAAAAAAUGGCGCAUGAGGGUGUUGACUUCCUCAACGCCUCGUUGGGCGUCAGCAACUUCGCCAGUCUCGUCAGCCAUGGUUAUACUUCACUUGCAGAGACGGUGGGUGAUAUUGUGGUGCAGAAAGGUUUCGAAAGCGGUGACUGGCAUGCUUUCGGGGACAACACCCGGCCAGGUCUCUGGUUUGCGAAGCGAGACAUCUCGGAUCCAAGUAAAGUGGCACAAAACCCUCUACCUCUGCUGAUUGGGGCAACCCAGCGAGAACUUCCAAACUUGCCUAUGGUAAAAUUACUGGUUGAGAAGUUUGGAGUCGACGUAAACGAGAUGCAAUAUAGCAGAGAGUACGCGAAUAGAGAGUAUAUAGUCGGCCGAUCCAAUUCUCCUAUUCACUCCGUAUCGAGAGGAGACCAUUGGUGGCAAGUCCAUCAAGCACUGCCCUACCUACUCAAGGCCGGAGCCGACAUCCAUCUCCGCAACCAUCUUGGACAAACACCUCUUCUUACGGCCCUCAAGGCUGGUGGAAACUGGCCUGGGCCAUUCAACAAGACUGCCGCAAGACUUUUGAUUGAAGCUGGAGCAGACGUUAACGCGAUUGACAAAGAGGGACGGAGCUGUCUAGCCUGCGCACGGCAUGACGUUGAUGUGGUGAAGCUCCUCAUCUCGCACGGGGCUGAUGUAACGGCAGACUCCGUCCUUGCAGCGAUCGACUCGAAGAGCGUCCCGAUGCUCCAGGCGCUCCUCUCUGGGGGUGCAAGCGCGAAUAUCCGUGCUGACAAGCCGUCCGAAGAGGCCCUGGCUGCUGAAAGGAAGAAGAGAAACAACAGGUAUCGCUGGGCCUACGGUUCAUCAAUCCAUCAACACGAAAGGUUUCCGCUCUUCCACGCUGGGAGUCUCUUGGACACAUUAAAACCUCCUGCUACAAGCAAAGAGCAUCGAGAAACAGAGACUUGUAUUCAACUUGUGCAAGUCCUUCUCGAACAUGGGGCUGACCCGUUUGAUAAAUUCCUGAUAGAAACUAGUUCGGGUCCAGAUACAACAACUGAAGAAGCUACAGUCUUACAUGAACUGUUAGCUGAUGGUAGUUUGCCGGAGAUUUACCUCCGCAUUCCUGACCUAGAUAUUGGCCAUAGGGAUGCCGACGGCCGCACCCUACUGCAUGCUGUCUGUAGUGGCGUCACUUACCCAGACUAUGUUAUGGGGUCAUAUCAACAGGACGGACAGGUCGGCGAGAAGACGACCGUAUUUCAACAUCUCUUGUCCCUGGGUGCAGAUAUAGAAGCCGUCGACAACUCUUCUCGGAACGUUUUGCAUUACAUGAUUGGCAAUCCAGACCGUCAUGGGUUCGUCGAGUUCGAUAGGUUCGAGGCAACUCUAGCCGAAGCUCUUGAAAAGGCCCCUCAACUUAUGAACCAACCAGACUCUUCUGGUGAAACGCCUCUGCACGCGGCCGUCCUUCGUGGGGGCGAUAGGGGAAGACCGGAUAUCGCCCAAACACUCCUAAAGGCUGGGGCCGAUCAUCUCACCGUCACCAAGAAGGGGAACAAUCUACUCCACUCGCUUGCGCCGCGUUUACGUACCGAGCAGAAUCGCGAUUUCUUCGAGGAUCUGGUGAAGCGAGGAGUUGAUAUAAACGCUCGCAAUAUCAAAGGAGAAACCCCCCUUUUCACCUUUUGUGUGAAGUCUAAGGCUGAGAAACGCGACACUUACUCUGAAAAGGAAAGGGCUAUGGAGAAACUGAAAGUCAUACCACUAUUGGAGCGGCUAGGUGCCGACCUUUUCGUCAAAGAUAACAGGGGACGGGGGCUAUUACAUGCGGCGGCAGGAGGAAGUGUUGACAUCUUCAAGCAACUGAUGGAACGAGGACUCGACGUCAUGUUGGAAGAUGAGGUGCAGCAAACGGCUAUUGAUGUUGCUGCUGCUUGUGGUAACAAGGACAUCCUCGAGCUCUUUGAGAAGAAAAUAUGA